AGUUCAUUUUGGGAGUUCUGACAGGGAUAAUGGCCCAAGCAGCAACACCAGCAUUGUCAGUCCAUGAUGAGGACUCCUCUGAAAGCAGAAUGGUGGUUACAUUCCUCAUGUCAGCACUUGAGUCAAUGUGUAAAGAACUUGCGAAGUCCAAGGCAGAAGUCGCCUGUAUUGCUGUGUACGAAACAGAUGUGUUUGUAGUUGGAACUGAGAGGGGAAGAGCUUUUGUCAAUACAAGGAAAGAUUUUCAGAAGGAUUUUGUUAAAUACUGUGUCUCUGAAGAGGAAAAGGCAGCUGAACUGCAGAAAACAAAGACUACGUCACUUGUAAACAGGCUGACAGUGGAUAUUGUAGAAAUGGAAGCUCUCCGAAAGUCUGUAGAGGAUUUCUUCUGCUUUUGUUAUGGUAAAGCUUUAGGGAAGUCAACGGUAGUCCCUGUGCCAUAUGACAAGAUUCAAAGGGACCAGUCUGCAGUGGUAGUGCAGGGCCUUCCUGAAGGACUUGCAUUUAAACAUCCAGCAAAUUAUGAUGUGACAACACUGAAAUGGAUUUUGGAAAACAAAUCGGGGAUCUCAUUUGUGAUCAAAAGGCCUUUCCUAGAGCCAAAGAAACACCUAGGAGCUCAUGUGACUGUUACAGAUUCUACACGCACAGUUACACCACCAAGUGGAAGUGGCCCUCCUGUCCAAGUAAAAACAGAACCAAAUGAGGAUUCUGGAAUUUCACUAGAGAUGGCAACAGUAACAGUAAAAGAGGAAUCGGAGGAUCCUGACUACUAUCAGUAUAAUAUUCCAGCAGGCCCUUCAGAAACUUCAGAAAUUGAUGAAAAAAUUGCUCUUGCAAAGAAGUACACAGGAAGCCACCAGGGUUCCGAUUGCAGUGAAGGAACAGAUGUGGAAAUACCAGUAGAAGAUUCUUCUCAGCAUGCCCCUUCUGAAACAAGUGAGGACCCUGAAGUUGAGGUCACCAUUGAAGAUGAUGAGGACUACUUACCGCCCAACAAGAGACCGAAGAACACUGAGUCAGCAAAUGAGGCUGCCAAUGCUGGGAGAAGAAAAGUGAGAGAAUUCAAUUUUGAGAAAUGGAAUGCCCGAAUUACAGACUUGAGAAAGCAGGUUGAAGAAUUAUUUGAAAGAAAAUAUGCUCAAGCUAUAAAAGCAAAAGGUCCAGUGUCUAUCCCGUACCCGCUUUUCCAGUCACAUGUAGAAGACUUGUAUGUGGAAGGACUUCCAGAAGGAAUUCCCUUCAGGAGGCCAUCUACCUAUGGGAUCCCACGCCUUGAGAGGAUACUGCUGGCCAAGGAGCGGAUACGGUUUGUGAUUAAGAAACAUGAGCUUUUGAAUUCAACACGAGAAGAUGCACCGCUGGACAAACCAGCUGCAGGAGUGAAAGAAGAGUGGUAUGCCCGAAUCACCAAAUUAAGGAAGAUGGUAGAUCAACUUUUCUGUAAAAAAUUUGCUGAGGCCCUAGGGAGCACUGAGCCGAAGGCUGUCCCAUACCAGAAAUUUGAGGCACACCCCAGUGAUCUCUAUGUGGAGGGUCUGCCAGAGAACAUUCCAUUUAGGAGUCCGUCCUGGUAUGGAAUUCCUCGGCUGGAAAAGAUUAUUCAAGUGGGCAACAGAAUAAAAUUUGUAAUCAAAAGGCCAGAACUACUAACUCUCAGUCCAACAGAAGUUACUCAACCAAGAUCUAAUACGCCAGUCAAAGAAGAUUGGAAUGUCAGAAUCACAAAACUAAGGAAGCAAGUGGAAGAGAUAUUUAAUCUAAAAUUUGCCCAAGCCCUGGGGCUUUCAGAGGCAGUGAAAGUUCCCUACCCUGUGUUUGAAUCGAACCCUGAGUACUUGUAUGUGGAAGGCUUGCCAGAAGGAAUCCCCUUCCGGAGUCCCACGUGGUUCGGAAUUCCACGCCUUGAAAGAAUUGUCCGUGGAAGUGGCAAAAUCAAAUUUAUUGUUAAAAAGCCAGAGCUGGUCACUUCUUAUUUGCCUGCUGGAUUGGCUAGUAAAGUAAACACUAAAGCAUUGAGUCCAAAGAGUUCAAAGAGAGCAAGAAGUCCUGCAAGCAAUUCAAAGGUUCCAGAGAUUGAGGUGACUGUUGAAGAAGGUCCUAAUAAACCACAAACAACAGAUGUUCGAACUAAUUCUCAAACCAAUGGAUCCAAUAUGGGCUUCAAGCCACGAGGAAGAGAGUUUUCUUUUGAGGCUUGGAAUGCCAAAAUUACUGACCUAAAACAAAAAGUUGAAAAUCUUUUUAAUGAAAAAUGUGGGGAAGCUCUGGGGCUUAAAGAUCCUGUCAAGGUCCCAUUUGCGUUAUUUGAAUCCUACCCAGAGGAUUUCUACGUGGAAGGACUACCUGAAGGGGUGCCAUUCCGCCGACCCUCUACUUUUGGCAUUCCAAGAUUGGAGAAGAUCCUGCGAAACAAAUCUAAGAUAAAAUUUAUCAUAAAAAAGCCUGAGAUGUUCGAGGCAGCGAUUAAGGAAAGCUCUGCUAAAAGUCCCCAGAAAAAAACCAGUUCAUCCAAUACAUCAAAUACAACAAGCACCACAACAAAGCCAGUGGUGAACACAGCCGCAGGGGUUGAAGAUCUUAACAUCAUUCAAGUGACUAUACCAGAUGAUGAAAGUGAAAGAUUAUCAAAAGUAGAAAAGGCUCGACAACUGAGAGAACAAGUAAAUGACCUCUUCAGCAGGAAGUUUGGUGAAGCAAUCGGUAUGAAUUUCCCUGUGAAAGUCCCAUACAGAAAAAUCACCAUAAACCCUGGCUGUGUGGUGGUGGAUGGAAUGCCUCCUGGAGUGGCAUUUAAAGCUCCCAGUUAUCUGGAAAUCAGCUCCAUGAGAAGGAUUUUGGAAUCAGCAGAGUUUAUCAAAUUUACUGUCAUUCGACCAUUUCCAGGACUUGUGAUUAACAACCAGUUGAUGGAGAAAACUGAAUCAGAAACACCAGCCAAGGCACCAGCUCCGGCUCCGACUCCAGCUCCGGCUCCGGCUCCAGCUCCGGCACCAGUAGUACAAGAGCCAGCUGAACCAAGCCAAAUAGAAGUAUCUGUAGAAGAUGUAGCAGAAACAGAAGAAAGUUCUCAAAUAAAACAGGAGCCAGAUCCAACGUGGUAGACCUUAUCAAUAUUAGGGUAAAAUAAUUUAGUAUCUGUCAAAAUUAAUAGUUAUUAGGGAAUAGUAUUUUUACACCUCUUUGUAGGGAAUGCACGUCAUAUGGCUAAGGCACAAGGCUGGAUGUCAGGAGAUUAGAGCUUUCUUACUGGCUCUGUCAUUGCCUUGGCCUGCUACUUUAUGCAAGUCACUUUGUCUGUCUGGCUCACCCAGGUUGUAUGCAGCUUAAUUAAUUAAAGCUUGUGAGGCAUUCAGAUACAAGUUUGAUAAGUGCCAUAGUACUACCUAUAAAUAAAAAUGGAUUAUGAUUACAUGCCUAAGGAGAUCUAAGGCUUAAUUCAUUAAUGUUUGUAAAGAGUUUUGACAUGCUUGGGUGCAAAGGACAUUAUUAUUGUUGGUAUAGCCUAUAUACUUGAAAAUUGUAAUUAAGCAUGGUAUUUCUUCUUCCUUUUAAUAUUGCCUGAAUUUGAGAAACACAUGGUGGAAUAAUUAGCUUUGAUUAAAAAAAAAUGUGAUUGCUGUUCAUUUUAAAAGUUUUGUUUCUUACUUUUUUUAACCUCAGAAAAAUCUCAGUUCAAGUUUUGGGACAAAGAUUCAGGGUAAUUCUUAUUUUAUUUAGUUUAACCAUUUAUCUAGUUUUUCCAUUUCUCGUUCUCAUAACAAGAUUCUGGUGGCAGUUGAAACUGUACUAGUUAUGGUGUUAUGCCAACAAAUAAAAAUAUGCAGUUAUCAUUUACUCUUAGGGUUUACUUUGUUAUAAACCAUUCAGGAAAAAAUGUUAAAUAUUAAGAAUUAUUACAUCUGCACUAGUUUUUUGAAGUUUGAAUUUAUUAAAAAGCUCUGAACCAAGUUUUUUUAGUUUUGAGCUUUGAUACUUUUGUAACAUCUGUCAACUUGAUUGACCUAAAGAUGGGUUGUAUUUUCUAGUACAUUUGUACUAUGAUCUCCCUUUUUAAAAGUAAGAAAAUGCUAUUGACUAUAUUCAUCACAAAGUUGAUAAUUUGAGGUUGAAUAUGAAUAAAAAUUUUCCAUAUCUGAGAUCUGUUAGUCUGUCAAGCAGUAUUUCAAUGGUAGAAAUUUCAUUGUUUAAAAUAUUUAAGAUAGACCUGACAAAGCAUUAGAAAAUGUUGGAAAUAAUCCUUUAUUUUCAGGAAAAUGGACUUAACCGAACGAUGUAAAAAGGUCUGUUGUAACUUCUGUUAACCAAAUUCUACAGACCUCAUUUGGUUUAAAUUACCAUUGAAGCUUGUAGGAGUUUUGUCUGAGUAAGGGCUGCAGGAUUUGGUCUCUGGUUCUGUGUCACUCUAGCAACGUUACAAUUGUACUCACCUAAUGGAUUCAACAGAGAAUUUACAUCAAGUGAAAUGCCUGGGUAAAACCCUGUUUUAAGAGGGCACUCAAGCACAUACUUAAACCCAUUUUAUUCAGGAAAGCAUGUGCUUGGGUACUUUCAUGAAUCAUAGCCUAAAUGAGGACUUGAAGAGAUGUCCACAAAUUUCUCAAGUACUAGUAUAUAUAGUAGGAUACAUAGCUGCAAUGAAACUAACUUCACCUUUGUACUUUUUUCCUAUCUAGUCAGAAGCAUGCAGUCCGGAGAAGAGCUUGCUGGGACUGUCCUGAGCUGUGUAAUAUAAUUGUAUAAGAGAAGUACCUUCUAUACAAACCCUUUUUGUACUUUUAGAUAGAAAUGUCUACUUUUUCAGCAGUUCUGUGAAUUGACUUAAAGCAAAGAGUGACUGUAGAUUUGGAAAGGUUGAUUAUAUAUUAUAAGGAUUAAAUUUGAGGCAGCAAUGCUGAAAAAAUGACAGGGAUUAAUUCAGAUUUUAAAAAAAUCAACAGGAAUUUAGAGGCCGUCUACAUUUCCCAGUAAAGUAGAAUUGUACUGUGCCUGGAUGCAUCUCAGCUUUUGCGAUGAAGAAAAAUACCUACAGUAGUUCAUUAAUUUUCUGUUUUUGGAAAAAAAUAAAUAAUGAUUUUUGGUUCUUUCUCCUUAAUGGCUGAUUGGACAAUACUAUCUGUAUAUUUGAACUAAUUUUUCCUAUGAUAUCUAUCUCAAUUCAUAUGUUUUUCAUAAAUAAAUAAAAGAUGAACUCGUUCACCUGACCGUUAGUAUGCAUUAAUAAAGUGGACUAUGAAAUGGUCAGUAUCUCAGUGUGUGGAUGAGGAACAAAUUUAAAUUGAGCCCUUCUUCUAUUUUGUUCCAUUAUUUCAAAGUAAAGAGUGUAUGUUUUAUCAGGGCAUCAUACGGUUUAUGUAAGAGAAGGGUCCAGUCUUGUAGUCCUAAUGCAGGCAAAACUCCCAUUGACUUAUAUGAGAGUUUUACAUGAGGACUGCUGGAUGAUGCCCUUUAAUUCGUUUAGAACCAGCUAUGGACACUUAAGCAACUAAGCUGUUGUAAGACCUAGUAUGUUGAGAGUUAAGUUACCUGUAGUCCUUUCUGAUUGCUCCCCACAUCUUGUAAAAGACAAAUGUAAGCGUUUUAAAAUUUAACGAACCAUAAGAGAUGUAAAAUGCUGGCUAUGUGAUAAGCUCUACAGAGUAAAUAUGGAGUAUUGUAAAAAUUUCUUUUUGGGGAUGACUGCAUUAUGCACAAAUGGGUAAAUCUUAUUUCCAGGUUGCAGAAAGAAAUAAAUUUCUCAUGGUUUUCACGACUA
Terrapene triunguis (Three-toed box turtle) is the source of this 5755-nucleotide messenger RNA. RefSeq names its product general transcription factor IIi (gene GTF2I). Gene Ontology annotation, cellular component: nucleus. NCBI's taxonomy places the organism in Eukaryota, Metazoa, Chordata, Testudines, Emydidae. The coding region runs from base 30 to 3104 and encodes 1024 amino acids. Gene Ontology annotation, molecular function: DNA-binding transcription factor activity. The record is from RefSeq and is a predicted model, not a curated record. The transcript is spliced from 34 exons.